UUUCGACUCCUCCACCACUUAUUUUCUCUAACCACCCUUGGCUCAUAUUUCACCAUGCUAUUCGAUAUGGAUUACCAGGCAAUCUCGUCGUCUCUGAUCGCCCCAGUAGCAGCAUUGGCCAUUGCUAUUUAUGUAGCGUCUGCUAUCAGGCACGCAUUCUUCUCGCCGCUCUCGAGUAUACCUGGUCCGGUCAUAAACAAGUUUUCCAGUCUGCCGCUGCUGUUCAAAGUUAUGACCGGCCAGUACCACGCAUAUUCGACAGAGCUGCAUGCGAAAUACGGCGAGAUUGUGCGCAUCGGCGCCAGCUACGUGUCCCUGUCCAACACAUCGGAUACACGGCUUGUCCUUGCCACCCACGGGUUUAAGAAGGGAGUGGCGUAUACCAAGGGCCAGCUGACAAAGCAGAACUCAUUCUCGACUGUUGAUCCAGAGUUCAACAAAGUGCGGCGGCGCCAGAUUGGAGAUACCUUUGCGAUGCACACACUACGGGGUAUCGAGGACCUGGUUGUUGGUGCGGGUGCUAACUCGCUGAUCAAGGCGUGGGAUGCCGAGAUUUCCAAGCAAGGAGGAGCAGCAAGAGUCAACUACUUUUAUGCACUACAUCGCAUGGGUUUUGACGUGAUCGGUGCGGUUGGGUUUGGCCAGAACUUCAACAUUCUGCAGACAGGCAACACGGAAGUAAUUGACAAUAUGCAGAGCAUGAUGCACUUGAAGUCAAUAAUCACUGUGCUGCCAUUUGUCAACCGGGUUCCAUGGCUAUUCCCAAAGCUGAAGAAGUCUGCGCAAUCACUUUUAGACUUCAUUGGCGGCGCAAUCAGGAUGCGCAGACAGCUUAUUGAAACGACAGGUGCCCCACCACGGGUUGACAUCCUGCAAAAGAUGAUUGAUGCCAGCGAUCCGGCGACGGGCCAGAUUCUCGAUGGAGAUAACCUCGUAUCUGAAGUUGGACUGAUGCUGAUUGCUGGAACAGACACCACCAGCAACACGCUGUCGUAUACGCUUACACAUCUGCUCCACAACCCUGGUGUCUACAGGCGGGCAACGGAGGAGGUACGCAGUGUAUUCCCUGAUGCCUCGCAAACGAUUUCGUUUAAUGACGCUAAAUCCAAGCUGCCCUAUCUCUCAGCAGUAAUCCACGAGGCUAUGCGAUUGAAUCCAUCCGUGUCUGGCUUGCUACCACGCCAGCUUCCGGCUGAUGGGGCAACGAUCCAAGGCCAUCACAUCCCGAAGGACGCACAAAUAUGCAUAUCUGUUUUUGCCUGUCAGCGCAAUCCGCGGACUUGGGAUAACCCCAAUGUGUUCGACCCAGAGCGUUUUCUUGGCACCGACUUAGCUGAGAAGUUGAAGGAUGUGCUGACUUUCAGCUCGGGUGUUCGGGUCUGUAUCGGACAAAACCUCGCCUGGGUUGAGAUCUAUACGGUUCUUGCCAACAUUCUGCGCAGGUACAACUUCUCGCUGCCCGAGGACGCCCCAUAUGGCCCUCACAGACUGAACAGGCUUGGUGUUCCGGUCGAGAUCCCAGCCGCUUCAUUUAUCGUUACCGGUCCGAGGAAUCCAAAAGACAACUGCUGCGUCAGCAUUACUCUUGCUGCGGCUUGAUCACUGGACCGUCUCUAACGCACAAUCUUUUACCUAUAUAUAGGAUUUUAUAGUCCAAAAAAUGUCCAACUGUCCGGUAAAACCUUUUUAGUUGGUUAAAACAUAAAACUCUUAAGCUUCAA
This is a messenger RNA of Linderina pennispora, 1721 nucleotides long. Its product is annotated as cytochrome P450. The transcript has a single exon. The record is from RefSeq and is a predicted model, not a curated record. Lineage: Eukaryota; Fungi; Kickxellomycota; Kickxellomycetes; Kickxellales; Kickxellaceae. The coding region runs from base 55 to 1599 and encodes 514 amino acids. Gene Ontology annotation, molecular function: oxidoreductase activity, acting on paired donors, with incorporation or reduction of molecular oxygen; iron ion binding; heme binding.